CGGCCGGUCUGAGGCUGGGCCCGGCUCAGGCGGGCUCGGCUGGACUCGGCUCGGCUCGGCCGGACUCGGCUCGGCUCGGCUGGACUCGGCCAGACUCGGCUCGGCCCAGCUCGGCCCGGCCCGGCUCGGGCGGGUCCGCGGCGCCAACAUGGUGUGAGGGGCGGCGGGCGAGGGCGGAGGGGCCGAGCCGGAGCCAUGAACCUGCUCCCGGCCAACCCGCACGGCAACGGGCUGCUGUACGCCGGCUUCAACCAGGACCACGGAUGCUUUGCAUGUGGAAUGGAAAAUGGAUUCCGAGUUUAUAAUGCAGAUCCCCUCAAAGAAAAAGAGAAACAAGAGUUUGUAGAAGGUGGUGUUGGCCACGUGGAGAUGUUGUUUCGUUGCAACUAUUUAGCACUGGUGGGUGGAGGAAAGAAGCCCAAGUACCCACCCAACAAAGUCAUGAUCUGGGAUGACCUGAAGAAGAAGACUGUCAUUGAGAUCGAGUUUUCUACAGAGGUCAAAGCAGUGAAGCUGCGAAGGGACAGAAUCGUGGUCGUCUUGGACUCGAUGAUUAAAGUGUUCACGUUCACACACAAUCCCCACCAGCUGCACGUCUUUGAAACCUGCUACAACCCUAAAGGUCUCUGUGUCCUUUGUCCAAAUAGUAAUAACUCUCUUCUUGCAUUUCCUGGGACACACACUGGGCACGUGCAGAUCGUGGAUCUGGCCAACACGGAGAAGCCUCCCGUGGACAUCCCGGCCCACGAAGGAGUCUUGAGCUGUAUUGCUUUAAACCUGCAGGGAACAAGAAUUGCAACAGCAUCAGAAAAAGGGACCCUCAUAAGGAUAUUUGAUACUUCAUCAGGGCAUUUAAUCCAGGAGCUACGUCGAGGAUCACAGGCAGCCAAUAUAUACUGUAUUAACUUCAAUCAGGAUGCUUCCCUCAUCUGCGUCUCCAGUGACCACGGCACAGUCCACAUCUUUGCUGCAGAAGACCCUAAAAGAAAUAAGCAGUCAAGUUUGGCCUCUGCCACCUUUCUCCCCAAAUACUUCAGUUCCAAAUGGAGUUUUUCCAAAUUCCAGGUUCCCUCAGGCUCUCCGUGCAUUUGUGCCUUUGGAACAGAGCCAAACGCUGUCAUAGCGAUAUGUGCGGAUGGCAGCUACUACAAGUUCUUGUUCAACCAAAAAGGGGAAUGCUCAAGGGAUGUGUACGCUCAGUUCCUAGAAAUGACAGAUGAGAAGCUUUGACUGGUGGAGGGGAGUGCACGAGUCCCAGCCCUGCCUCGGCCACUCCACACCUGAGGGACAGUUCUGAACGUCCAGUACCGAUGCAGAAGUUCAGCAGAGCUCACAGAGAAGCCUGGCCCAACAUGAUCACAAGCAGCUCUGAAGUAGUGGACUACAUAUGUUUGUUCUCAUUUCUGCAAGUAUUCAUCAUUAAAAUCUCUUUGGGUUACUGUCACCAA
Messenger RNA from Empidonax traillii (willow flycatcher), 1448 nucleotides. RefSeq names its product WD repeat domain 45B (gene WDR45B). The transcript has 10 exons. The coding region runs from base 196 to 1230 and encodes 344 amino acids. Lineage: Eukaryota; Metazoa; Chordata; Aves; Passeriformes; Tyrannidae. Gene Ontology annotation, molecular function: phosphatidylinositol-3-phosphate binding; phosphatidylinositol-3,5-bisphosphate binding; protein binding. The record is from RefSeq and is a predicted model, not a curated record. Gene Ontology annotation, cellular component: extrinsic component of membrane; cytosol; phagophore assembly site membrane. Gene Ontology annotation, biological process: protein lipidation; nucleophagy; autophagy of mitochondrion.